Folsomia candida is the source of this 1612-nucleotide messenger RNA. Its product is annotated as putative diacyglycerol O-acyltransferase Mb3154c. Gene Ontology annotation, molecular function: long-chain-alcohol O-fatty-acyltransferase activity; diacylglycerol O-acyltransferase activity. The coding region runs from base 16 to 1593 and encodes 525 amino acids. The transcript has 6 exons. Gene Ontology annotation, biological process: triglyceride biosynthetic process. The record is from RefSeq and is a predicted model, not a curated record. Gene Ontology annotation, cellular component: plasma membrane. Lineage: Eukaryota; Metazoa; Arthropoda; Collembola; Entomobryomorpha; Isotomidae.
AUUACUUUUGUCAAGAUGGUCGCAAUUUCCAGCAAAUUCGACAAUUCGACAAUUCCAGCAAAUUCGACAUCUCUCGUUUUCGCCACUUUUAGCAAGUUGGUCACCAUAAUGUUAUCCGUGGUUGGAGUGGUGGUUCUAUUUCCGGUGGCAGUUGGACCCCUCGUGCUGGUCCUCCUGUACCGGCGUCUCCUGCAAAGCGUCGGACCCUGGGUGAGACCACAGUUGACCAAAAUGGUGACGGCACGAGGCGCGAUAUUUUCCGGGGAUGCGGUUUACUGCAGGGAAAGGCCGACCAUCAACAUCGUUUUGGAAAGCGAAUUAGACGAACGGAUGGAGAUUGGUCGUCUCCGCAAGAUUUUCGAGGAGCGGAUAAUCUCCGUCAGAAAGGGGGACGACGACGACGCCAAGGAAUUCAAGUAUCCAGAAUUCCAACAGUUUAUCCGACCUUGGGGAGGAUACCAUUGGUGGGAGUGGGACUCAAGUUUCGAUCUCAGUCAACAUGUCAAAUAUCACCGCAUCCAAGUCGCCUCAGAAUCCUUGAGGGACGAAGCCCUCUCCAAAUUCCACGAGCAACUCCUACAGAGCGGAUGGCCUAAAAAUAAACCAGUUUGGGAGAUGUGGUUGGUGGAUGUAGAUGUCGAAAAAGGGGACAAUUUUACCUCGAGGUCGACCUUAUUCACAAAAUUGCAUCACUCCCUCGCCGAUGGGUUCUCGCUCGUCUCCGUCUUCAGUAACUUGUCCUCAAAAAAUUAUACUUCCGGAAAUAAACCAUCACAGCGAAAACAACGCCCCCUUAACCGCCCCCUCUGGAAAUCAAUCCUCUUCCUGACCACGUUUCCCCUUCGUGCCGUUUACGAAGGGAGCGCCACGUUACUUCAGCGCGUCUUCCAACCACCCCCAUUUCUCGCCCCCCUUUUCCCAUCGACAAAUCGGAUGCACACCGCGUGCACGAAACCCAUUCCACUCGAGACCAUUAAAGAUAUCAAGAACCACUUUGGGGUCACUUUCACCUCUACGAUUCACUCCGUUCUGGCUGGAGCGCUGAGAGAUUUGAUGAUUUUUAAGGGAAAUCCGGUCAUAAUUCCGACGAAUUUUCCGACUUUGGUCCCCACCCCGCUGGCUGGUCAUCCGGAACAUGUUCUGCGAAAUUAUUUAGGUGGAGCUCUUCUCAAUUUGCAAACGGGGGAGGCCGACCCCAUCAAACGGCUGGGGGCGAGUGCCCAGGAAUACGAGCAGAUGAAUCGGUCAACCUUUCCCCUCUUGGGAAUGAUCGGGCUCAAGGUGGCUGGCUGUCUGCCGGCCUGGUGGGUGUGGCUCGUCGGUAGGAAUUGGUUAACGUCCUCCUAUUUUACCAACUUUCCGUCGGGGAAAGCCCUCGAUUUGGAUGGAGUGAGUGUUAUCGGGGUGAAAACGGGGAUGGGCGUGUUUGCGGGACAAACUGGCCUCGGAGUUACUGCCGUUAGCUAUUUAAACGAUAUAACCAUCUCGAUCACUGGACAUGGAUCGGUUUUUAGUGAGACCGACGUGAAAAAAUUGGUUACCUAUUUAGAACAACAAAUUACAUUUUUGCAAGCACAAAUUAGCCCGGUAUGAAAAUAAAUGUGUAAAUAAA